AACUUUCAUCUAACAAUCAACUCUCGCAAAAUUGAGAACUUUUCUUCCACCUAACAAAACGUCCGCUCUCAGAUGCCUCUUUCUGCAAGAAAAUCUGUGUUUCCAAUGCAAAGCUGAUUUAGAAAAAUUGGGAUAAUUUGUAGGAGUGCUCAAAUUGAAAAUACAAAUAUCUGUGUUCUAAACAGGUUAGCAACUAAUGAGACUACUGGAAAAUAAGAAUCUUGUGCAGAGUAUCUUAUCUACAAUCAUUGUUACUAUGAAUCACAUAGAUUGGCCGAACUGUUGAUUUGCUUCAUGGGUACAAGUUCUUUUGCAAUACAACAAUCUUGUGAGUGUUGGCAGUGAUUCUUCUGAAGUUCUAAGCUGUUUACAGGCAAUGAAUUUACAGUGGGCUAAAUUGGAAAAAUGAUGACAGAAGAGUGGAAAAAUGUGGGGAUUAAAAGCAAGAGGGUGCCUGACUGGCUUAAUAGUCCUACCCUGUGGUCAGCAAAACCCAUUUCGAUUAUUGACGAUGAUGAAGAACAAGAGAUGGAAGAAAACGUUUGUGCAAUAGUUGAAGAUGAGUCGCCCACCUGCACAUCAGCAUCAGCCAAUAAUCCAGAUGAUGGAGGCAUUCAAUCUGAAAAUGAGAAAAUUGGGGAAGUAACAACUCAGGGAGAAGCAAGUAAUAAGAAAUCUAAGAGUCAUAAGCAUGUGGGACAAUCUUCAAAUUCGGACUUGCCUUAUGUUUAUCAUCGUUCUUACCUCAGAGACUUGUUAUCUGAUACAAAAGUUGAGAGAUUCACCGAGGAGCUAUCGAAGAAGGUAAUAGACUUGACUGAGUUGCAGUUGCUGGCUAAUCAAGGAAUACCCGAUUACAGAGGACUUCGUGCAAUUGUUUGGAAGUUACUUUUAUGUUACUUACCAAAGAAUCGAGAUGCAUGGGAGAGAGAACUGGCUAAGAAGAGAUCAAAGUAUGCUGUCCUGAAACAAGAGCUUCUUGUGAAUCCGUCAGAAUUGACAAGAAAGUUGGAGACUUCUAGACAAAUAAAACAACUGGAUAGUAACGAUGAAAAGGGGCUUCUCAGGAGACAUGAAAUUAGCCAUGGAGACCAUCCACUUAGCCUUGUUGAAACCAGUGUCUGGAAUCAGUUCUUUCAGGACACAGAGAUAGCAGAUCAAAUUGAACGUGAUAUUAAACGCACACAUCCAGAUAUGCCUUUCUUCUCUGGAAAUUCUGUAUCAUCAUUGGAGAAUCAGGAUGCCAUGAAGCGUAUUCUGCUUAUAUUUGCCAAGAUGAACCGUUCAAUUCAAUAUGUCCAAGGAAUGAAUGAGGUCCUUGCUCCACUCUAUUAUGUAUUCAAAACAGACCCAGAUGAAGGAAAUGCAGUCCAUGCAGAAGCAGAUGCUUUUUCUUGUUUUGUGGAGUUGCUGAGUAAUUUUUUGGAUCAUUUUUCCCAAAAAUUAGAUAAUACUGCUGUAGGCAUCCGUUCUACAAUGGUACGAAUGACAGAACUUUUGAAAAUACAUGAUGAAGAGUUGUGGCGCCAUCUUGAUGCUACAACCAAGGUAAACCCUCAGUUUUAUGCAUUCAGGUGGAUUACUCUGCUUUUCACACAAGAGUUUAGAUUGCCUGAUUGUUUAAGGAUUUGGGAUUCACUUCUAAGCAAUCCUUAUGGGCCUAUGGACAUAUUACUCCGCAUAUGCUGUGCUAUGCUAAUGUGUGUAAGAAGCCGCUUAUUGGCUGGUGAUUUUACAUCAAAUCUGAAGUUACUUCAACAUUAUCCAUUGAUUGACAUCAACCAUCUCUUGCGUGUGGCAGAUGAGUUAAAAACAAAAUCUUAGAAUUUUUACACUUUAUUGAUAUUUGAUCAUUCAAAAUGUAAAGAAAAUGCUCGUUGAUUUCAAGUCCGUCCGAGUUUGUAUUUAUGAGAGAAUAACCCAAUUGAGAACAAAAAUCUGAUAGAACAAAAAUUAUAUGAUUGUUUUAUCAAUAAUUCAAUAAACAUGUUCUGUUUUUUUA
Messenger RNA from Cryptomeria japonica (Japanese cedar), 2002 nucleotides. RefSeq lists its product as uncharacterized. The transcript is spliced from 9 exons. NCBI's taxonomy places the organism in Eukaryota, Viridiplantae, Streptophyta, Pinopsida, Cupressales, Cupressaceae. Bases 406 to 1824 code for a protein of 472 amino acids. The record is from RefSeq and is a predicted model, not a curated record. Gene Ontology annotation, molecular function: GTPase activator activity. Gene Ontology annotation, biological process: activation of GTPase activity; intracellular protein transport.